AUGAAAGAUAAAGCAGAAAUGAAUAUGUUCUUUGAAGACGACCAGCUUCUGAUUUCUGAAGCAAUUGAACGCUUGGAGGCCACUCAUUAUUACGACAAGUUUGACACUGAAUCAUUGUUUAAUCUAAUCGAAAGAAAUGUUGACUUGUCGGACAAAUCGCUAUUCACACAAGUAAUUGUUUUAUACGGAAGAAGCGAAACAAUCCCAUCACUUGUGGAAGAAGACACCUACAACCGAGUUCGCUGCUCACCUAAUCUCACAAUGGAUUUUGUAUAUAUUCAUCAAUCCCCCAAACAUAUUCCUCGAUGCCAGCAAGUAUUUAAUUUCUGGUGUUCUCUGGACAGUACAAAAGUAAAGGGAUGGUACUAUGAAUUUGGACAUCUUGGAAAGAGUUCCUUUACUAGGGCAAUGGUUCAGCUAAUCGCUCAUCCUCUUCAACGUGGAGAUCAAAUGAAAAUGAAGAUGCCUAUUGUCUCUUUUUAUGGUGACCAUUCUUCUGUGUUUGAUAUUAUAGAAUAG
Molecule: messenger RNA, 519 nt
Organism: Phycomyces blakesleeanus NRRL 1555(-)
Lineage: Eukaryota; Fungi; Mucoromycota; Mucoromycetes; Mucorales; Phycomycetaceae
Exons: 4
Coding region: 1-519 (172 amino acids)
Biological process (GO): mitotic G2 DNA damage checkpoint signaling; protein K63-linked deubiquitination; positive regulation of DNA repair
Cellular component (GO): BRISC complex; BRCA1-A complex; nuclear body
Source: RefSeq, a predicted model, not a curated record